AUGAUCUGCCCACCUCGGUCGCCUUUAAAACCAACUGACUACAUUUUUUGCACACUUUUAUUCAUGCAUGCAGCAUGAACACUCAAGAUAGAGAAUAAACCAUCCGUUUGCAUCCAUCACCAAACUACAGCAACAUGUGUCUGUUGAAAACGUGCAUCUUUGCCCUCCUCCUGCUGUCUCUCCCUCAGUCGACAAAUCAGUCAUGCAUAGAGGGGUCACCAAAACAGUGCCUAGAUGCAGAAGUUGCUCCAGGUACCAAUUUGGCAGGCGAAGGCUUCGACAUUACCAAAAUGGAACGUAAAGGGGCCUUUGUGAUCGACAUGAAUAAGUGGAAAACAAGGCAAGAAUGCACUCUGUGUACGAACACCUUUCUGGAAAACAAACUGCAAAAGCUGCCCGUGGCAGUGGUAGACUGGAGAGCAAUACAGUCCUGCAGCAGCAAAGUGGUCAGUAAACUCCACAGAUCCAGUGAGUCUCUGGUCAGUUCCAGCACGUCUUCUGUUGAAAACAACUGGCAGGCAAACCUAGAUCUUAAAUUAGGGAAUAAAGGCGCCUCCCUGAUGCUUGCUGGUACAGAUUCUAAAUUGGCUGAUUACUCCAUGGAAAAAACUAAGAAUGACAAAUUCAGCUUCACAAGCCAGGGCAUGGCGUGCGAGUACUACAGCUACAGAGUGUCUAGGAGUGCCAAGUUGCACAGAGAAUUUCAGAAAGCGGUGAAUGAUCUCCCCAAGAUCUACAGCUCUGAGCAAAAGCAACAAUAUUACAAACUGAUUGACACUUUUGGCACACAUUACAUCACCAAGGUGAAACUGGGAGGAAGAGUUCAAUCUGUAACCAGCAUCAAGCAGUGCGAGGCCAGCCUAAAGGGUCUUAGUGUGGAGGAGGUUAGUAUGUGCCUGGAAACUGAAGCGUCAGCUAGCUUCCAUGUUACAGUUUCAACUAAAUCAAAACACUGCAAAAAGGACACUGACAAGAUGGACACCAAGUCCGCCUUCUCCAGCCUCUUCAAUGACAGGUUCACAGAGAUAAAGGGUGGCCAUACGACAGAGCCAGACUUACUCUUUUCUGCUGACAAAGAUCCAUCUGCCUACAAGGAAUGGCUUAAUACCAUACCACAGAAUCCAGACAUAAUCUCAUACUCCCUUGACUCCCUGCACGAGUUACUACCCAUCAACAACUCUGUACGGGUAAACUUGCGCUCUGCAAUAGGCCAUUACAUCCUGGAGAAAGGCUUGUGGAAGAACUGCAGUGAACGCUGUCAGGCAGGCAGGAGGAGUGACUCAAGGGAUUCCUGUGUCUGCCAAUGUCACAAUGACCCGGCUGUAAACCAAGACUGCUGCCCGACCCGUAAGGGCAUGGCGCAGGUCAUCAUUACUGUACAGCGAGCCUCUGGUCUUAGGGGAGACUACUUCACAUCCACAGAUGGCUAUGUGAAAGUGUUUGUUAACAAGGUGAUGGUCCAGCGUUCUCCUGUCAUUCAUAACAACAACAACCCACGCUGGGCCAUGAUCGUCCCCCUUCAGUCCCAGGAUUUGUCAUUGGGAAAUAAAGUGACAUUUCAAGUGUGGGAUAAGGACAACAACUGGGACGAUGAUCUGUUGGGAAAAUGUGAGCAAGCUCUGUCCGCAGGAGUUAAGGAGGAUCUUUGUAACCUGAACCAUGGUCAGCUCUUUUUUAAGUGGGAGGUCAAAUGUGCUCCAAGUCUGUCUGGUGCUUUAUGCAUGGACUACAAACCGUCACCUAUGAGUGAACAUUUGAAGAAGCUGUAUGUGUCCCGUCAUGCCCACCCUGUUCCAAAGGCCAUUCUGUUAGAGAUGGGCGUGUUCCUGGACAAAACAACCUCAAAGACAAACCAGAGUGUUAGUGCAGCAUUUUCAAAAGGUUGAGGUAAUAUAAAACGUGCGUUUGGCCUUACUUAUGCUUAUCUUUAAUACCAAUGAAAAAGAUAAGCGAUAGAGGAGUAAGAGAGAGAUUCAUAAACUAUCGUUGACAACGUGUCUGCAACUGAAUAUAAAAAAAAAUGCUUUUAUUUGCUCAUCUCAUAUGUUAACUUCUAAUUCAAAAAUCUCUAUCAUGACUCUGACUUAAUGUAGCUUGUACCAACAAUUUAUUGUUUUUGCCAUAUCUCUUACAGGUCUUUUUUUUUGUAUUUUCUUGCCUUUAUACGGGCAUUUAAAACAUGUACAAAGCUGUUUUGUUAUGAUUCGCUUUUUGGCUUUUAAUGCCGUCUUUUGAGAGGACAGGACAUUGGAUAGAUUCAGAACAGUGACUUGAGCAGGGAAAGAGAUGCAGUAAAUGGCUGAGGGUUGAAGUCGAACCCACAGCCGCCGCUUCAAAGGCUAUAGCCCUCUGUACAUGGGACGUGCAAUUUAACCAAUGAUCGAAACCAGCGCCUUACAAAUGUGUUUCUUUUCUUUAACUCAAACUGUUAACCUUUUGAUUCUUUGCGGGCUAUUUGAGUACGGUUUCUAAAACAUAUUACUCAUAUUUUUACAAAUAUAUUUUUUAAGUUGUUCAAUAUCUUACCUACUUGAUGCUGAUAUAAAAAUAUAAAUCUGCGAUUUACCUUUAUGUUCUUCAAUAAAAGUUUUCAUAUAACAACAAA
Messenger RNA from Labrus bergylta (ballan wrasse), 2605 nucleotides. Its product is annotated as perforin-1. NCBI's taxonomy places the organism in Eukaryota, Metazoa, Chordata, Actinopteri, Labriformes, Labridae. Gene Ontology annotation, molecular function: wide pore channel activity. Gene Ontology annotation, cellular component: membrane; membrane attack complex. The record is from RefSeq and is a predicted model, not a curated record. Gene Ontology annotation, biological process: T cell mediated cytotoxicity; defense response to virus; immunological synapse formation.